AUAGAACUAUAAAUCUCUCAGAACUUUCUAGGAAGAACCUCUAAAAACGAUCAACCAACUACUGCCAUCUUUCUCAACCUUUUCAUGUCUCUGUCUUGGUUUUAAGAGGCUUAUCAACUUGAGGAAGCCAAAACCCGUUGGUCGAUCGGAGUCCUAGGGUUAGAAAAUUUUAUCGAUCUAGUUGGUGGUUAAAAAGUUUGACUUCGUUGAUUUAGCUUGCCACUGGUGAAUCUUGAAUUUGUUCUAUUCAUGGAUGAUGGAGAGUUAGAUUUCUCUAACCAAUCCUUAAAAAUGGACCAUCAAUUACUGACAAUGGAUAGUUUUUUGGAGGAUUUCCUUGGUGAUAGUCAUGCAGGUACUCAAACCUAUACUUCCAACCCAAUUGGAGAAGAUGUACCUCACCCACAAAACUCUUUCCAUCGCCGUACUAAAAACCUUCCUGUUGAAGAGAAGACCACUACAGAGGAAACAGAUGACUCUGUUGAAAUUAAAUCAAAAAAACGGGCACCUGGUAACAGGGAGUCUGUGCGUAAGUACCGCGAGAGAAAGAAAGCCCGACAAGCUUUAAUAGAGGAUGAACUUACCAAAUUGAGAAUCGUAAAUCAGCAGUUGUUAAAAAGGUUGCAGGGACAAGUUGCUCUUGAGCAAGAGGUAGCUAGGUUCAAGUGUCUGCUUGUGGACAUUAGGGGAAGGAUUAAAGGUGAACUUGGAACAUUUCCUUAUCAGAAACCAAGUAACGGUACCAUGGCUGGAGCUUAUGAUGUGAACCAGUGCGACGUUCAGUUUUCUGGAUUAGAUAAUCAAGAUGUUGACGUAUCUGGUGGAUUUCAACCUGAAGGUUUUGGGGCUUCUGAUGGUAGUUAUUUACCGAGUAUUUGGAACAGUAAUCAUUCAGGAUAUAAUAAGUUUCUAAAUUUUGGACAAACAAAUGUCAGGUUAGCUGCUAAUGCUAAUAAUCCCUCCACUGCUGCCAAAAAGCGAAGAGGGAAGAGCUCAAACAAAAGUUUGAAUAGAUAACUAGCCAGGAAAAUGUUUGUUGUGAUGAUCCAACUUUGAAUAAUUGUAAUUAAUGCUU
This is a messenger RNA of Papaver somniferum (opium poppy), 1075 nucleotides long. Its product is annotated as basic leucine zipper 23-like. Lineage: Eukaryota; Viridiplantae; Streptophyta; Magnoliopsida; Ranunculales; Papaveraceae. Gene Ontology annotation, biological process: regulation of transcription by RNA polymerase II; DNA-templated transcription. Gene Ontology annotation, molecular function: DNA-binding transcription factor activity, RNA polymerase II-specific; RNA polymerase II cis-regulatory region sequence-specific DNA binding. The record is from RefSeq and is a predicted model, not a curated record. The coding region runs from base 250 to 1017 and encodes 255 amino acids. The transcript has 2 exons.